Molecule: messenger RNA, 2190 nt
Organism: Sclerotinia trifoliorum
Lineage: Eukaryota; Fungi; Ascomycota; Leotiomycetes; Helotiales; Sclerotiniaceae
Source: the annotation of a GenBank genome assembly
UAUGCAUGAAUAAGAUAAAUUCUAAGCACGGACUUUUUACUAAGCUAUCCCGACACCCCGGCAUAUAUCAAGCUUGAUAGAAAGAAGCUCAGGGCAUCAACAUCGAGGUUUAGUUUACAGCUUGAAUCUUCAAGUGCCGUACGUACGUACGUACGUGUUCUGUCACAUUACCUUAAAAAGGUAUCACAUAAAAUGACUACGUUAGAACCCCGUGGACCAUAUUCACAAGAGGAGCUUAAAAGGCUGUAUCCAGAAGAUCUCCAGUUGCAACUUGUUCAGGUUCUCCUUCGACAUGGAGAGCGAAGCCCAGUUUCUGCGAGAUUUCAAAAUGCUGGAUUGAAGCCCUACUGGCCGUAUUGCUCGGCAGCCCGGCGAAUGGUGGGUGCUACAAUGAAAGCUAAUUCCUCAGACUGGACUCCCCUUCAAUGGAGACGUCGCUUAGAAACAUUUGAUAGUGAUGAUGGCCCUACUAUUGCACGAGGGCCUCGAGGAGAGGUCGAUGAUGUUUGCAAUCUAGGUGAAUUGACAGAUAAGGGGAGAGAAACAACUUCACAGUUGGGAACACGACUUCGAAGACUUUACAUUGACCAAUUGCAAUUUCUACCCCCAAUGAUUCAUAAUACCGAUUUUAUAUACCUUCGCGCGACGCCGAUUCCAAGAGCUCUGGAAUCACUGCAAGAGGCCUUCUUGGGCAUGUAUCCACCUAACUCACGCGCUGCAUCUUGCCCCCCGCCAACUAUCAUCACACGCGCGCCUUCUGGUAUGUUCUGCAAGUCUUCAAUAUCGAAGCUCGCUGCUAACCACUUAGCUUCUAGAUGAGACUUUGUUUCCAAACGGUCGUGGCUGCAGAAGGUUUGCGCAACUGUCGAGAGCUUUCGCGCAACGAACUGCCGAUCAAUGGAACCAGACAGAUGAAAUGGAAUAUCUAAAUAAACUUAUCAGCAAGUGGAUGCCCGAUUCAAGUAAACGAGUAGCUGUCGAUUCUCAUCCCAGACUUUCUGGUAUCAUGGAUACUAUAAAUUCCACCCUAGCUCAUGGUCCCGAAACCAGAUUACCAAAAGAGUUCUAUGAUAAAAAAGGUCGGGCCAUUAUAGAAAGAAUAGGGGUGGAGGAAUGGUUCAACGGAUAUAAAGAGUCAGAAGAGUAUCGAUCACUGGGCAUCGGAGGGCUAAUGGGAGAUCUGGUGUCGAGAAUGGUUGGUAGUGUUGAGCACAACGGGCAAGAUGGACUGCUGGAAACUGGUGGUGAGGAUGGUUUGACUGGCAUUGGUAGAGGAGGUGAAAAGGCUAUAAAGCUUGGCUUGAGUGGUUGUCAUGUUACCACUCUCGCCGCCGUUCUUUCUAGUCUAGGGGCGUUCGAAGGCGAGCCUUGGCCACCGUAUACGUCUCACAUUGCUUUAGAGAUGUUCCGCAAAAAACAAUCGUCGUUUGAGGAACCCAAAUAUGAUCCGCCCAAAGCUCGCAGUACCGAAAAAGGACUGCUUUCGAUAUUCGGAUUAAGUAAACAAGCUGAAGCAGGUCCGAUUGGUAUUGCACGGAGGAAGCUUCAUGAUCUUUCGGAAACGGAGAAGUCUAAGCUAGAUGGUUAUUAUGUUAGGAUUCGGUACAAUGAUAAGGUUAUGAAAGUUCCUGGUUGUAGGCCACAAGGCAAGCAUUUUGAGGGCGACGACUCGUUUUGCACAUUGGUAUUUUUCCACCCUCAAAACAGCCUGUAGGGCAUUGACUGAUCAUUUCUAGGCGGAGUUCAAAAACAUAGUGGACAAGUAUACUCCUGCUCACUGGAAGAAGGAUUGCUUGAACAACAUAGAUGCACCACCCUUUCCAAAAGUUAAAGAGCCCGCAGGAUAUUAGGUGUGAGAUUUGACAAUAUCACAUAUUUUUCCUUAGUAGAGAUCACGCUAUGGACGAAAUAAAUCCAACACCAGAAUCACCUAAGCCCUACACACCACACUAAGGUCUAUAAUACCUAGUCCUUGUACUCCUCGUCCGUUUCGUGACGCAGAUUUGACAAUCAAAUACUUUUUCAGGAUCAAUGCUUAUCUAGGAUUUUACUUCGGUGCGCAAUUUCAUUCGCCGGAUGCGGAAAAAUCUGUAGAUAUACGCAUACUGCAUUUACUGGUUUUGCAUGGCUUGAUCUGUAUAGACUGCUUUAUGUAAUUCAAAAGAGACUGUUGUAUUAUUUCUGGUACCU